Molecule: messenger RNA, 1664 nt
Organism: Prorocentrum cordatum
Lineage: Eukaryota; Dinophyceae; Prorocentrales; Prorocentraceae
Source: the annotation of a GenBank genome assembly
GAUUCGGCCCCUACUGCGGAACCCGCGGGGCGCCGAGAUGCUCGGUGGCCGCCGCCCGUGCCACCGCGGCGCUGGCUUCGGUGCGGCGCGACGCUUGGGGCCCCCGCCCGCUGCGCGAGGAGCUUGGGAGGUGGCGGGGCCGCCUCCAGCAGUGGGCUCAGCAACCCCAGCCGGCAAAGCUUGCCCCGUGGCCGCGCUGGUGCCCGCUCGGCCUCGCAGACGCGGCGCUCCAGCUCCGCCGCGCCGCCGGCGCGCGGCCAUGGACACAGCCGCGCCUUCGCGCCGCCCGCCUCGGCCGAGCGCUCUACGCGGCGGCCUGGGCGGCCGCCCACGCUCGGCGCCUCGGGGACUGGCUUCUGGAGCGCUCCACAACGCGACGGUGGGCGCGCAGCCUCGGUGACGAGUGGGUGCUCCUCGGAGUGGCCCGGAGCUACACGGCGGCCUUCCACGUCUUGCGUUUCUUGGCAAACGGCCUGCCCGGUGCGGCUCGGUGGCGGCCUUCGGACGAGCGCCCGCCCCGGCUGCGCUGCGUGUGCGCCCGACCGGCCUGCCACGCUUGGAGGGCCGCUCACAGCGAGCAGCCUGCGCUGGAGUGUUGUGCGGCAUGCUUCGGGCCGUGGGCCGACGGGCGCGCGUGGGCCGCCCGCCCGCUGCAACUGCUGCCGGAGGCUGAAGCAGAGCACCUCUGGAAUUGGUGCCCAGCCGUUGCGCUCGCGUGGCGCCGGUUGUUACCUGCCGCCUGUGCUCCCGCCUUCGGCGAGGCGCUGCGCGCGCCCGGCGACCUGGCCCAGCCAGUGGCCGCCUUCACUCUCCAGCUGGUCUUCCACUACAUGUCGCUGCUGGGCAGGGCCACUCUCCAGAAGUCGGACGCGGCGCGGCGGCUGGUCCGGGCCUUCGCGGCCACCAGCGCGCGCGGCAACGCGGACGACAGCGACGACGACGACCUCGAUGACCCCGACGCGGACGACGGCGCAGCGGCCACUCACGCGGAGCUGGACCCAGCUCGGCAGCCAGCCGGCCUUUGCCCAGACGCCUGGGGCCCGUCCGAUCCGUCCUGUCCGCCGGACUGCGCGGCGAUUGCGGCCCCCGCCCUCGGGAUGCGUUCUUCGGCGGUCCCUGCCGCGCGGGCGCGCGAGGAACGUGGAGGCGGCGCCAUGGUUCGACGUGCGGUGGCCCGGCGCCCUGCCGCGCCCGGCGACCGCCUCGGAUGCCUCACGGCCGACAGCAGCCCUGCAGCUUGGCUGAAUUCCUGCAUGCGCCGGCUGGUGGCCCGGGCCUCGUCGUGUCCCUCCGGCGUUGGCCACCGCGGAGUGGACGGUCCAGCGCUGCCCUCACUGCCGCUGCUCCCGGGCCGUCGGAUGUCGCCACGGCCUCGGCCUGCUGCGGGGGGCAUGCCCUUCCGCCGCGCCCGCGUGGCCGGCGACAACACGGCGGCGAUCCGCCACGGCGCCGGCACUGGCCGGUUCCGGCGGCUGGAGCUUCAGACUGAGAUCGAGGAGGGUUUGACGCCUCUGGCGGCCGAGGGCUGGUUCCUCGAGUUCCAGGCCGUCCGCCGCAGACUUGACAGCGGCGCCGACGCCCUCGCCUCGGAAGGCGUCGAGUGGGCCGCGGGUCUCCGCGCGCGCGGUGACUUGCGGGUGCAGUCGCGCACCAGGUGGCUGUAG